Messenger RNA from Effrenium voratum, 1881 nucleotides. Lineage: Eukaryota; Dinophyceae; Suessiales; Symbiodiniaceae. The record is from the annotation of a GenBank genome assembly.
GCGCGUUCACAGCCCAGCGAAGCCACUGACAUGACAUGGAUGUCCAGCGAAGCCAGCGAUGUCGUGCCAGAGGUGUACGAGGACAGCACCGUGACCUCCGGUCCUCCGACCCAGCGAGAAGUUCUGAAAGAGGAGCCCAACACGGACGAUGAAGUCCCCAGCCGCACGCGGCGCGAGGAGGACAGCGAGGAUGAGGAGCCGCAGUUGACCGGGCACUUCAAGAAGUUCUCUGAGGAGGUCAGGCGCCUCUCUGAGGAGGCCGGGCGGUACGAGGGCUGCGAGCUGGAGGUGAAGACCUACUUCGACCUUCAGGGCUACGACCUGGACAGCUUUGCGUCCCGUGCCCGGAAGCAGCCGGGCGCCCUGUUGAUGAUGUACAUGUUCUACUCCCGCAUCUUCGAAAAGCUGGUGGGAAAGCAGAAGGGGGUGGAGGUGCCUUUCUUCGCACCGGUCAAUUUGGAUGAACGCCUGUUGGGCUUUCGCGCCGUCCUGGAAUGGGCCAAAGAUUUCAAGCUCAUGCCAUCACGUGUUCCGCGAAGACAACUGGAGCGCAUCUUUGUCAGCUGUCAUGGUGGAGACAUGUCAUCGCAGCAGAAGAUCGUGUCAAAAAUUACGUAUCCAGAAUUCCUGACGCUGGUGACCUUUUGCGGGAACACGGGCGAGCCUAUGGAUCUUAGCAGGGUGGAUGGCAGCAUCGCCCGGCAAGCCGAGACGCGCCUGGACCAAGUGAAGCGACUAGCCACUUUCCUCUGCUUGAAGCAUCCAAAGAAGGUGAAGCUGGACCUGCACAACGCCUACCGCGAUGUCCAUUUCUGGAAGCUCAGCGACGGGGCAGACUUCGAGAAGGAGGCCCGAGCAGCGGAGAUGCGGGCCAGGCCCUUCUAUGAGGUGGGCACACUGGAGAUCGACUCGGAGGUGCCAGCGGCGCGGAGAUAUCUGGAGAGGUACACCUGGGCCAACCCAGAUCACAUCUGGGAGGAGUUUGAGGCGCCAUUCCUGGACAUGGGCACUUGUCUCAAGGGCAAGGGCAAGCGCUUCAAGAUGGAGAUCUACAACCGUGGCUUGGUGCUGGCGAGGAUUCAGCUGGAGACGGCGAGCUUGGGGCCGCUCAGCGUGCCCUGGGCGGACUGCAUGCUGGGCCCUGGGCGAAAUGUCACCGUGAUGAUGGAUGCCAUGGCCACUGAGUGUGGCGAAUGGCGAGGUCAGAUACAGAUCAAAGCUGCUUGGGUGGGCAUCUUCGGCGUGAACGAGGAAGAGGCCCGCGUGCCCACCUACCUCUGUGUCAAGGAGGAUUUGUCCGCCGCCUGCCUCCUGCCGGCCCACGCGUGUCGGCCCUUCCGACCGGACAGCGCCAACCGCAUCCGCAUCGACCCCACGAGCUUGCAUGCGCGACAGCUUCGCGCGCCUUCCCCUCACAAAAGGCCCAAUAGCUCCUCCUCGGCGAGCCGCGCGAGCUCGGCCAAGCCGGAGCGCCCGGGCAGCUCGCGCACGGAGAACACCACGGUGCCCGGCUCCCGGCCGCUGAGCGCUUUGGGGCCGCCCAGCUCCCGCUGCACCGGCAGCGCGGUGCCCACGUCGCGCUCGGCGCGGUCCGGCGUGCGCGGCGUGAAGGCCCUGCCCCAGGACGACCCGGACGCCCGGAAGCUGCGGCCUCGCUCCGCACCGUCGGGACCGGGGCUGCCAAAGGUGCCCAAGGCCGAGAAGCGCCCGUCCUCUGCGGCGGAGGUACGCGGGAGCCUUUGAGAAGGCGCUUUAAUACCUCGACUGGAGCGAAGUCAGGAGCCUUCCGCUUCGAAUUCAGUGCUGGUGCACUUGCGCCUCAUGGAGGUGGCUUUGCAAAAUGCCCAUCUCUGCAUUUGAAGGGCGCCUGAAGAAUGUGGA